Sitophilus oryzae (rice weevil) is the source of this 5547-nucleotide messenger RNA. RefSeq names its product multidrug resistance-associated protein 7. Gene Ontology annotation, molecular function: ABC-type transporter activity; ATP binding; ATP hydrolysis activity. Gene Ontology annotation, biological process: transmembrane transport. The record is from RefSeq and is a predicted model, not a curated record. The coding region runs from base 187 to 4908 and encodes 1573 amino acids. Gene Ontology annotation, cellular component: membrane. NCBI's taxonomy places the organism in Eukaryota, Metazoa, Arthropoda, Insecta, Coleoptera, Curculionidae. The transcript has 23 exons.
UUGACACAUCAGCUGUGACAUCAGCUGUCAUCAAAAGUUAACCUAACAAUGUAAAAUAGUUGUUUAUAAUUUUGCGAAAACAGUUCUGCAACUAUACCAAAUUUUGUUUAAUUAGCAAUAAUUGUUUUAUCGUAUAAUGACCUAGUUUCCACAUACUGUUUCUGUAUGUUUUCGUAGGUUUCUGUAAUGGACGGGCAGAGCCUCAAAUUGUCGCCGCCAGGUGUCCACGGUCAUUGGAACUUUACCAACUUGUGCGGAGACGAAGGAUUCGAAAUAUGGAAUAUGACCAGGAACGAUUUGGGAAUAUGUUUUCAGCAGUUGGUUUUGGAUAUACCUGUUCUAUGUCUUCUAGCGAUAUCUUCCAGCUACUACUUCGGCUACUCAGGCGGACUGGUUUCGAGAGGCAGUACUCAGCUUAUCGCCAUCAAUAUGCGUUGUUUCCUAACCUUUCUCCUAGCUUUCCUACCGGUAGUACAAAUAUACGUUUACGCUUAUCACACUGCAGAAAAAAUCCCACAAAUCGCCUACUUCCUCAGUGCAGUCCAGGGCAUCUCCUGGUUCGUCCAUAUCCUCUACAUCCUGAACCUUAGAAGAAGAUUGGGUAAAAACCCGAGAGGACCCAUGAUCAUCUGUGUUCUGUGGUGUUUGAUCUUUGUUUUGACCGUUGUAUCGCUGAGAAGUCACUUUCUAGCAUUGAAAUACACGCUCAGGACAGAGUAUAGUGCCUAUUUGGCUUAUGGGAUGAGCAUAAUCUACCUGAUUGUUCAAGUUUUUUAUGGAUUCACUUUGAUACCUGGAGAUAGUGAUGCCACAGAGUUAAAUUUCGUUGACAGAUACAGUGAGAUUGGAGAACAGCAACCACUUUUACACAACGCCUAUGUAAGGUUUAUAGAGGACGGAGAUCCAACAUAUCUUGGAGUUGCCAUGGAAGAUGCCUCGGUACUUUCUAAGUUAUUGUUUUCUUGGGUGGAACCUCUGAUGCAAAAAGGAGUCAAAGGUCAACUAAAGACGUCUGAAGAUUUGUUUGACCUUCUUCAUUGCUUGAGCUGUUCAGCAGUCAGUGGGGAAUUGCAUAGGAAUUUUUUACAAAUAUACAGUGCUGGAGGACAAAACAAUGAGCAACAAGAGGAUGAAGCGACAACAUCGGAUACUAUUAGACUUCAACCAGAGGUCCAAGUCAAAAAAUUGGAUUAUUCCCUAGUUAAAGCCCUCCAUAAAGUAUUCUGGGUGGAAUUUUACUCUAUAGGAAUACUAAAGUUCGUUGGGGAUUGCGCUAACUUCGCUAGUCCCAUGAUUUUAAAUAAACUAAUAAGCUUUAUAGAAGACAAGAAUGAGGACAUUGCAUACGGGUACCUCUAUGCUGGAGGAUUGUUACUGUCUACGUUCAUAGCUGCAAUGGCCGAUUCCCACUUCAGUUUCCUCAUGUCCAUGAUCGGAUUUCGAAUAAAAGGAGCUCUAAUAACGACGAUCUACAGGAAAACGCUGAGCGUCAGUCCCCAUGUGUUAAACAAUCACUUUUCGCUGGGCGAAAUCGUUAAUUUCAUGUCCACGGACACAGACAGAAUCGUGAACGCCUGUCCCAGUUUCCAUUCGAUGUGGAACAUACCGUUCCAGCUGGCUAUUACACUUUACCUACUCUACGUCCAAGUAGGUCCAGCCUUCCUGGCAGGAGUUCUGUUCAGUAUCAUUCUCAUCCCUAUCAACAAGGCGAUUGCCAAUAAGAUCGGAACGUUGAGCGCCAAAAUGAUGGAGAAAAAAGACGCUAGGGUGAAAAUCAUAGCCGAAGUGCUGAGAGGUAUCAGAGCCAUAAAACUGUACGUUUGGGAGGAGCAUUUCAUGAGCAGGAUUUCACGUUUAAGAUCGCAAGAGUUGAAAUACCUGAGAAGCCGCAAAUAUUUGGACGCCCUGUGUGUUUAUUUCUGGGCAACCACUCCAGUUCUGAUCUCCAUCUUGACCUUCGUAACCUACGUGCUCAUGGGCAACAAACUGACAGCCGCUACAGUUUUUACGUGCAUUGCUUUGCUCAACAUGCUCAUAGCUCCAUUAAAUGCUUUCCCGUGGGUCCUGAACGGCAUGAUGGAAGCAUGGGUUAGCGUGAAAAGAAUCCAGAAAUUUUUACAGCUUCCAGAAUUGGAUCUGAAUUCGUAUUACAAAAACCUAAGUGACGACAGUGCUGACAUAGUGCUGAAUAGCGCCAGUUUUAUGUACGGUAAAGAACUCAGCAUUGAGGAAAAAAUAUCGCUUCACGGUGAAAAACCGAAGAAAUCAAAAAAAGGAAAAGGUGUUGGAAAAAGUACGAAAAAUGUCGAGAAGAAAGUCAGCUUCAAUAAUGGAGAAAAUAGCCUACAGAAUCAGUUCAAUCUCAGCAACCUUAAUCUCAAAAUUCGCAAGGGCGAAUUCGUGGGUAUAAUAGGACCGGUAGGAUGCGGCAAAUCGUCGAUAUUGUCCGCCGUUAUGGCCGAACUGUCGAUGCAAGCGGGGCACGUCGCAAUUAGCCAAAUUGAAUCAGGUUUCGGCUUGGUUACUCAACAACCCUGGUUGCAACGCACUACCUUGCGAGACAACGUCCUCUUCGGCAAACCCUUCGACGAAAAACGCUACAAAGACGUACUUUUUGCCUGCGGCCUGGCCGAAGAUGUCUCCAAUCUGCCCAAGGGCGACCUGACUGGGGUAGGGGAGGGCGGAGCCACCCUUUCGGGUGGUCAGAAGGCAAGGGUGGCUCUGGCCAGGGCCGUCUAUCAAGAUAAGUCUGUCUAUCUAUUAGACGACAUACUAUCCGCUGUAGACACCAAAGUAGCCAAACACAUCUUCCAACACUGUAUUUUGGGUCUACUAAAAGACAAAACCAGGAUACUUUGUACUCACCACGUACAAUUCUUAGCAUACGCUGAUCGAAUCAUAUAUAUGGAAGGUGGUAGCAUUAAAAAACAAGGAAAACCAUCUGAAAUUCUAUCAGAUAUAGAUGAUAGUUUGGCUCUAGAUCUGGAACUUAAUGAAAGUAUAUCGCAUUCAUCUAGUUCUUUGCUGGACAGUGUUAAAGACGUUGAUUCUGUAGCUGAAUCGGAGAAAAAUGAUAAUGAUAGUGUGUUAAAUGUUGAAGUUAAUAACACAGGAACGUUGAGUUUCAACGUUUAUACUUCGUAUUGGAAGGCGAUCGGUCAUCUUUUGUGUUUGUCCAUUCUGAUGGCGAUGGUUUUGAUGCAAGUGUCGAGGAACAUGACAGAUUGGUGGUUGGCUCACUGGGUGACGGAUAUUCACGAUGACAAUAAUGCGACGAAUAUCACAAAUAACGUUUUUACAACGAAAAAUGAACGGUUUGAUCUGAACGUUCUUAAUUUGCAGGAAACGACGGGCUUCUACUUAAAAAUUUACGCCUGGUUUGCCGUGGCCAACACUCUGUUCACGCUGUUCCGCGCCUUUCUUUUCGCGUACGGAGGGGUCGUAGCCGCGGCCAAGUUCCACAAGCUCUUAUUAAAGUCCGUGGUUAAGGCCAGGACGACGUUCUUCGACAUUACUCCCCUAGGACGGAUCCUGAACAGAUUUUCCAGUGACACUUACACCGUCGACGAUUCCUUACCCUUCAUCUUAAAUGUUUUACUAGCGCAGUUUUUCGGCAUGCUGGGUUCUAUCGGUGUGACAAUCUACGGUCUGCCCUGGAUUUGUCUCCUCCUUGUCCCCCUCAUCCCCGUCUACCACUGGCUGCAGAAUUACUACAGGCUCACGUCCAGAGAAUUGAAACGAAUAUCCAGCUCCACGCUCAGUCCGGUCUACGGGCAUUUCAACGAGACGCUGCAAGGCCUGACAACCAUUAAUGCCUUAAGGUCCAACCAGCGUUUCAAAGUUGAAAAUAUGGUCCACGUGGAUGCCAACAUUAAGGCUCAAUUUGCUAGUCAAGCUGCAACGCGUUGGCUAGGUCUUCGCUUGCAGUUCAUUGGGGUAGCUAUUGUUACCGGUGUUAGCUUUAUAGCUGUGGUACAGCAUCAGUAUGCUGUAGCUGAUCCAGGGCUCAUCGGUUUGGCCAUUUCUUACGCUUUGACUGUAACCGGUCUCCUGAGAGGCGUUAUCCAUUCGUUUACAGAAACCGAACAGGAAAUGAUCGCAGUGGAGAGGGUAAAUCAGUACAUUCAAGAGAUUCCAUUGGAGAGCACGUACUUUGUGACUGAUCCUCCAUUUGGAUGGCCCAAUCAGGGUGUUGUUAGUUUUAAUAAUGUUGUUGUGAAGUACAGGGAGCACUUGGCGCCCUCUUUGAUGGGGAUAUCUUUCGAGACCAGACCGUGCGAAAAAAUCGGAGUUGUGGGCCGUACAGGGGCCGGCAAGAGCUCCCUUAUUGCGGCCCUGUUCAGGCUGGUUGGCGUUUCAGGUGGAGAGAUAUGCAUCGACUCGGUGAACGUGGCCAAAGUGUCUCUAUCCGCUUUGAGAUCCAGAUUGUUUUGUAUCCCCCAAGACCCGUUCCUCUUCAGCGGUACCCUCAAAGAAAAUUUGGAUCCACUGGGUGAAUUCACAGAACACGAAAUAUGGAGUGCUCUAUCCAAAGUCAAUUUGGAAACUACCAUAAAGAAUUUAGGUGGUUUAAACAAUUCAGUGGAUGAAGGUGGUGUCAAUUUUUCAGUAGGGCAGAAACAGCUGAUCUGUUUAGCCAGGGCUGUACUGCAUAAUGCAAAGAUUCUGUGUAUAGACGAGGCAACUGCCAACGUAGAUCAGGAGACUGACAGACAAGUACAACUGACUUUACGGUCAGCAUUCAGGAAAAGUACUGUACUGACCAUUGCUCAUAGAGUCCAAACCAUCAUGGACUCAGACCGGGUGUUAGUGAUGCACGAGGGCAAAAUAGUUGAAUUUGACACUCCAGAUAACUUAUUAGCUAAUGAAUCAGGUUAUUUUUCUCAGUUAGUUAAUCAAGAUCUUUAAAAGUUAACUUUGUUAAAUUUGUAAGGUAUUUAUUUAAAAAUUAUUUGAGAAUUGAAGAAUUUGGGUAUAAUAAUAUGAUCAAUUUUGUGAAAGAUUCUAGUUAAAAAUUGAUAUUAAAUUAUAAGAUAAAAUUUUUUAGUCAAUUUUACACUCUCUGUUAAUUAUAAAUUAACUUUUUGUGAUUGAAAAACAAACGACGUCAUAGUAACCGUGCAAAUAAAAUUUUUGUUCAAGUUUUACUAUGCGAAUCCCUAAAGUCUUUGUUAUAAUUAUAUAAAGUUUUUGAGACAAUAGGUAUGGGAAAGAUUGAACUGGCUUUAUUUCUAGGCUUAUGGUGACGUCGUUUUUGUUUCUGUCACAAUAUAUUUAUAAAUGUAUAAUAAAAUAAUAUUGUAUAUUAGUUGUUAUAACAAUAAUGUUGUGUAUAAAGACUGAUAAAUGUUUUUUUUUCAGUAUCAAAUUUUGUUAUUACCAUUUAGAGUUAGCGAACUACAUUUAUUUUAUUGGUUUAUAAUAUAGUAAAAGUCAUUAUUUCUUUUAGUAUUAUUCGUGACAUUAUAUUAUUUUGACAUGUAUAAAAAAGGAAUCCAUAUCUAAAAGUGUAUGUAAACUUUAUUUUAAUAUAUUCUAUUUUAUAAA